AUGGAGCAUGCUCCUCAGUUCCAGUUGACCCUCGUCCCUCAGCACGGAGGUUAUGAUCCUCGACGUGAUGGUGAGGAUUAUAUCAGGCCGUGGAUCCGCGAAGUGUUCAACAUUGAUCCACAUGAUUUUCUCUCAGGGGCGUUGAAGGUAAUGGCGUACAUCCACACGCCUCCGACGAGAAGCCACCCAGCACGAGCGAUUGGGCAAUGCGAGUUCUGGAUCAUUGUGCGCGAGAAGAUGGACCACAUCCCCUUCGACGCACAGGUCUGCGGGAUCUCUCGGGGCGCCAACUGGCUGCAAAUGCAACUCUUCCAUGUCAACGGGCAGUUCAAUGCGACGUUAUGGGGCGAGGAGCCGUACAAGGGGACCGGUGUCUGGGACUCCGAGGUUGACGACUGCUACAUCAUGUUCAUCGAGGAUCUGUCCGUCGUGCCAGAGUUCCGCAAUCAGGGCAUAGGCAAGCGGUUCUUGAAGGAUCUCAGAUACAUAAUCCACGAACAGACUUCGGGACGGGACUUGUUCGUCAUUACCCUCCCUGAUGGAGACACGCCCGACGACAGAGGCGAGGCUUGGCGCCUUAGCAUACAUGAGAGCCUGCAUCCAGCUCUGGUAGAGAAGACCAUACAGAGCAGCAGGGCAGGUAUGAUUCGGCUCUACCGGGCUGCGGGCUUUCGGCGCGUGGGUACGUCGAGGUGGUUCGCGUGGAUAUCGAUCCCAGACCAUCCAAGCAGGGCCUUAGAGGCGAAUCACGACUACGAUGGGCCGGUUCUGGACCGACGCUUGACUUUCGACUUGCCGAUCAGGGUUCAAGAAGAUGCAUUGUAG
Messenger RNA from Anthostomella pinea, 825 nucleotides. NCBI's taxonomy places the organism in Eukaryota, Fungi, Ascomycota, Sordariomycetes, Xylariales, Xylariaceae. The record is from the annotation of a GenBank genome assembly.